AGUCUUGUGUGAAAUUAAUUAGUUUAUCAGAAAAAAAUAUAUUUUUAAUGCUGAGAGUGCUAGCUAGCUAGUAAAAGUAGACAGAAUAUCAAAAUCAAGGAAUAUCGUUUCCUCAUCCAAUAAUUUCCUUUGAUUCAGAUGUCUAGCAAACGAAGUAAAGAAAGCAAGCACUCCACUUCGAAGUGAUUUUUUUCACAUCAAAUUUAAAUUUACGGACGGAAACGCAAGCAGACAAAGCGCUGAAAUAACCCGCGAAUCAUCCGCAGUAGAAACGCCAGCGAAGACGAGGACGCCAAUCAUAGCAGCCAACAAAAAUAUAGAAAAAUGAUUAAACUCUUUACGCUGAAGCAACAAAAGAAAGACGGCGAACAAAAAGGGAGCGGUGGCCAGCAGAAGAAAGCAUCGGCUGCCCAACUGCGCAUACAAAAAGAUAUUAGCGAAAUGAACCUGCCCAAGACUUGCGUGACUGAAUUUCCGGAUGCCGAUGACUUGCUCAACUUCAAAUUGAUCAUUUCGCCCGACGAAGGGUUCUACAGAGAUGGGCGCUUUGUGUUCAACUUCCGCGUGGGAUCCAACUACCCGCACGAGCCCCCAAAAGUGAAAUGUGCAACGCAGGUCUACCAUCCGAACAUUGAUCUCGAGGGCAAUGUGUGUUUGAAUAUAUUGCGCGAAGACUGGAACCCAGUGCUGACCAUUAAUUCGAUAGUCUAUGGCUUGCAGUUUCUUUUUUUGGAACCCAAUCCUGAGGAUCCACUUAACAAGGAGGCCGCCGAUGUCCUUCAGAGCAAUCGUCGCCAGUUCGAGUACAAUGUGAAGAAGGCGAUGCGCGGCGGUUGUGUGGGCGAGACCUACUUCGAGUGCUGUCUCCUCAAGUGAUAUAGGAAAUCAAACAGUCUUUUUAAUUUAAGCCUGCCUCCGCAUUAGGAAGGAUGAUGUUCAUCAUGAAGACGAACAGCAGAGCAGAUGAAUGGCAGCGGACAACAGAAUCAACCAAUUAUUGUAAUAAAAGAAAGAAAAACCACUGCGUACACGAAGAAGAAAACAACA
Molecule: messenger RNA, 1047 nt
Organism: Drosophila miranda
Lineage: Eukaryota; Metazoa; Arthropoda; Insecta; Diptera; Drosophilidae
Gene: UbcE2M
Product: nedd8-conjugating enzyme UbcE2M
Exons: 4
Coding region: 325-876 (183 amino acids)
Source: RefSeq, a predicted model, not a curated record